AUAGCUAUCAAGUCGGUCCAGUUCCUGAACACGGACCUGUGGUCCAAGGAGCUGCUGUGGGCACUCACCAAGCCCAACCAGACCCAUCGGGAGCAGUCCCCGGAGAAGGCCUUCCUGUUCACCUACUAUGGGCUGAUCCUUCAAGCUGAAGAGAACAGCGCCACGGUCAGGACACACCUACAAACCCUCCUGGAAACGUCCCACCAGUGGCCCAAGCAGAGAGAGGGCAUUGCUCUCACAGUGGGGCUGGCCGCCGUCCACCACCUGGAUGAUGUCUGGGCCGUCCUGGACCAGUUUGGCCGGAGCAGGCCCAUCAGGUGGAGCCUCAAUAGUUUCUCCCCAAAGGUACUGGGGCAGAAUCCAGAGGACGUGCAGUGGAGGUGGGCCAGCAGCACCACCCUCCUUGCCUAUGGGCAGGUGGCAGCCAGGGCCAAGGCGCACAUCCUCCCGUGGGUGGACAACAUCUUGUCGCGGAUGAUUUUCUACUUCCAGUACAGCUCCUGGUCCGCCUUCCAGCCUGACCCCUCCCCACCCCNGAUCCUGCAGGCACCUGUCCUGUGGAUAGCUAUCAAGUCGGUCCAGUUCCUGAACACGGACCUGUGGUCCAAGGAGCUGCUGUGGGCACUCACCAAGCCCAACCAGACCCAUCGGGAGCAGUCCCCGGAGAAGGCCUUCCUGUUCACCUACUAUGGGCUGAUCCUUCAAGCUGAAGAGAACAGCGCCACGGUCAGGACACACCUACAAACCCUCCUGGAAACGUCCCACCAGUGGCCCAAGCAGAGAGAGGGCAUUGCUCUCACAGUGGGGCUGGCCGCCGUCCGCCACCUGGAUGAUGUCUGGGCCGUCCUGGACCAGUUUGGCCGGAGCAGGCCCAUCAGGUGGAGCCUCAAUAGUUUCUCCCCAAAGAAUCCAGAGGACGUGCAGUGGAGGUGGGCCAGCAGCACCACCCUCCUUGCCUAUGGGCAGGUGGCAGCCAGGGCCAAGGCGCACAUCCUCCCGUGGGUGGACAACAUCUUGUCGCGGAUGAUUUUCUACUUCCAGUACAGCUCCUGGGAUGAGUCCCUGAAGCAGAGCUUCCUCACUGCGGUCCUGAUGCUGCUGGGGGCCAUCGGCAGGAGCGAGGGUGCCCACAGCUACAAGUUCUCCCAGACCUCUGAGCUGCUCGAGUGUCUGAUGGUUUUGAUGGAGAAGGAGCCUCAGGACGCUCUGUACACACCAAGUCGCCAGCAGACCAUCCGCAUCAUCUCCAGCCUCUGUAAGCUGAGGCCACCUGUGGACCUGGAGAGGAAAUCGCGGCUCCUCUCCACCUGUCUCCGCAGUGUGUUUGCCCUGCCGCUGCUGGACACCCUGGAGAGACACACCUGUCUCUUCCUGGAGCCACCAAACAUACAGGUCUGCCCACUGUUCGUGGCUUGGGAGGGGGCGGGCUGGGUGGGAAGGUUUCCUGAGCACUCCGCAUGCCAGGGCUGGGGACCUGGGCACGUUCUGAACUGCUCUGAGCACCUGUCUACCCUGUACCACAAGACCACAGAGGCGCUCGACCACAUGCUGCAGAGCUUCAUCACGCAGAGCCCCACGGCUGACGAGCUGCACUUCCUGCUGUCGCACAUGUACACCUGGCUGGCGUCGGAGAAGGCGCACGAGCGGCAGCGGCCAAAGAAGGACUUCAGAUGGAUUGGGCAGCUGGUGGGCAUGCUGGGGAUUUUGUGCCAGGACGUGGACAGUGCCACCCAGCAUGCCAGCCUGGAAGGGGUGGGCUAUCUCCACCAGCUGCUGACAUGCCAGAAAGGAGAAGCUGAAGAGGUGGAGUCACAGUCCCCUAAGGAGCUCUCCCAGCCCAGUGCAGAUGGAGCCCCCCUCUGGAACUGUGGGGACAAGAAGUCCACUCCCCCUGCCCCCCAGGGGAUGGCCUUCCCGAAGAACCACAUCUUCCAGCUUGGCAGCUCCCAAGUCAUCAAGGAGAUCAUGAAGCAUCUCGCGAUGGCAGAGCUGACCGAUCUCGUCUGGACAGUCAUUGACGGCCUGGGCUCCACCAGCCCCUUCCGUGUGCAGGCCGCGGCUGAGAUGCUGCUCUCUGUCGUCCGGGAGCACGGGGCAAAGCUGGAGACUGUCGCCAACAUGGGCCAGGCCAUCCACCUCCACCUCUGCUCUGUCCGCAUCCCCCAAGCCAAGGAAAACGCCCUGAAUGCCAUCACCCUGCUGGCCCGGAACCACGCCCCAGAGCUGGUGGCUGCCUUCCUGGACUUCUCCAUACCCCUGGACAGCCACGCCUUCCGGCUAUGGAGAGCCCUGGGGGCCGAGCAACCUGUGAGCCACCUGGUGCUGUCCAUGCUGCUGGCCUGGCUGCAGGAGCGGCCCCUGCCCGCUGGGGCCAGUGAUGGCAGCCCCCACCCCAAGGAGAAGACCUACCUGCGCUCGCUGGCCGCCAUGAACACGCUACACAAGCUGCAGUUCGCCCGAGAGUUCAAGGUGGCCGUGCAGGAGGCCUACCCCGAGCUCCUCCUGGCCCUGCUCACCCAGAUGCACUACGUCCUGGAGCUGAACCUGCCCAUGGAGCCCCAGCCAGAGCAGCAGGCCCAGGAGGGGGCCAUGCCCGGCCCCCAGAGCACAUCACUGGAGGCACUGAAGAGCCUGCUGUCCACCACGGGGCACUGGCACGAGUUUGCCCACCUGGAGCUUCAGGGUGCCUGGGAGCUCUUCACCAGCAUGCACACCUACCCGCAGGGCGUGGGUCUCCUUGCCAGGGCCAUGGUGCAGAACCACUGCAGGCAGAUGGAGGCGGUGCUCAGCCGGCUGCUGCCCAGCCUGCAGAGCCCACAGGAGCGGGAGAGGAAGGCAGCCAUCCUCAUCCUCACUGAGUUCCUCUACAGCCCUGCCCUGCUGGAGGUGCUUCCCAAGCAGGCCGCCCUGACCGUGCUGGUGCAAGGGCUCAGGGACUCCAGCCCCGAGGUCCGUGUGUCCAGCCUGCAGGGCCUCGGGAAUAUCCUCUUCCACCCGGAGAAGGGAAGCCUGCUCCGCGGGCAGCUGCCGCCCUUCCUCGGAGGCUUCUUCCAGGACAGCGAGCCGGUGGUCUUGCGCGUCAUGGGCACCGUCUCGGACGUGCUGCACCGCCUGGGGACGCAGGGCGCGGGCGCGCACAGCAUGCGCAUCGCUGUCAGCGCGCGAUCCUUCUUCGACGACGAGCGGGACGGGAUUCGGGCGGCAGCUAUGGCACUGUUCGGGGACCUGGUGGCAACGAUAUCACGCAGGGAGCUAAGCGGCCUGAGAACCCAGGUGCACCAAAGCCUGCUGCCCCUGCUCCUGCACCUGAAGGACCGAUGCCCCGCUGUUGCCACGCAGGCCAAGUUCGCCUUCUACCGCUGUGCUGUGCUGCUGCGCUGGGGGCUGCAGCACACCCUCUUCUGCUCACUGGCCUGGGAGAGAGGCCUCAGCGCCCGCCACUUCCUCUGGACCUGCCUGAUGACCCAUAGCCAGGAAGAGUUCAGCAUCCACUUGGCACAGGCCCUCAGCUACCUGCAUAGCUGCCACCGCUACAUCAAGACCUGGGCAGCACUCUUCAUAGGUUAUACCAUCUGCUACCACCCCCAGGCCGUGUCCCAGAUGGUGAGCGAUGUCGACACAAAACUGCUGUUCUGCACUUUUGAAGAUCUCAGAAAAGACCUAGAACCCGGCAUCCGGGAGUUCGCCACCAGGCAGCUCUCCUUCCUUCGGGAGGUGUCAGCAAGACCCCAGCAGUGA
Messenger RNA from Galeopterus variegatus (Sunda flying lemur), 3738 nucleotides. RefSeq names its product maestro heat-like repeat family member 5 (gene MROH5). Lineage: Eukaryota; Metazoa; Chordata; Mammalia; Dermoptera; Cynocephalidae. The record is from RefSeq and is a predicted model, not a curated record. Gene Ontology annotation, cellular component: cytoplasm.